Alternaria infectoria is the source of this 6111-nucleotide messenger RNA. RefSeq lists its product as uncharacterized. The record is from RefSeq and is a predicted model, not a curated record. Gene Ontology annotation, biological process: retrograde transport, endosome to Golgi; endocytosis; intracellular protein localization. Gene Ontology annotation, cellular component: endocytic vesicle; Golgi apparatus; membrane. The transcript is spliced from 4 exons. Bases 1 to 6111 code for a protein of 2036 amino acids. Lineage: Eukaryota; Fungi; Ascomycota; Dothideomycetes; Pleosporales; Pleosporaceae.
AUGGCAGCAGACGAGCCAGCCGCGGACAAAGGCCCCUCCAACCCUGAACUCGACAUCAAGAAGCUCCACGCGCUACCUUCAGAACAGCAAGACCUCUACUUGCUGACCUUCAGCUCGGACCUCGCCCGCCAUGUGGCCUCCUUAGAUGGCGACGGCGCCUCGGCCCACCAGAUAUACAUUAAGAAGGAGAUAUUCCAGAUCGUCAACUUCGCGUCCCCCGCCCCCACACGAGUGAUCCGAAACAACUUGGGACGAGCAAUUGCGGGCAUAUUCGAAAAGGGAGACAGGAAGCUGUUAUUUGAGUCUAUCAACGAGUCGGUUGGCAUAAUCAACGCGGCAGGAAAGAGCGAGAAAGAUGUGAGGACGAAGCAUGCGGCUGUGCAUUGCCUGGGCGCCAUCUUCGAGGCCGCGGGCGAUAGCGCUAUAGGCCUGUCCCCACUGGCUGUCAAGUCGCUGCUAGGACUCAUUAAGUUUUCGCAAAACUACACCGGACUACGAGCGGCAGUGUUCAAGGCUGUGGGCAAGGUCUUCAAAGGCGUCAGCUCGCACGCCGAUGAACUCAUUGCGAGAGACGCGUGGAAGCAGGCGCGCAAUGCUGGCAGCGACAAAUCCUACCUUGUUCAGACAGCGGUGUUCUACUGUCUGGAACAACUACUCCGGCACACGACCUUCUUCGACAAUUCGAACGACUUCGAUAAAUUGCAGAAUGUAGCUUGGAAGGCGAUUGAUAGUCCCUCGUCGUCUGUGAGACGCGCUGUUGCAUCGUGCAUCAGCGCUGCGUUGGUCAAGAACUACUCUGAGAACGCGCCAGUUGACCUUCCCAUCCUUGGCAUUACCCGUUCGUCGACCGCGCAGAAGAAAAAGAAGAACAGAAAACCAGGCGAUGACGACGGUGAUGAUGUGGUUAUGGAGCGCUCAGAGUCUCCGGCACCCAAGAAGUCGGCUUACCAACUCUCUUUCACCAUCGCGAGUCUUCUCAAACUGCUUGCGACACAAUACUGCCGACCCCAAGCUGGCAAUCGCGCACGAGCUGGAAUUGCCGUGUGCUACAUCAAGACCAUCAAGGGGCUGGGCGAGCAGAUCGUCGAGACCAAAUAUCCAGAAAUCGCGCGCAGCUUAUUCACGGACAUUCUCAGCAACAAUGUCAUUGUACAGAAUCGCUACCGCACACUUAGCACUAGGAAGUUCGUUGCCGUCAUACUGGAAACAGUCAUUGGCCGCGAGAUGCUUGGAGAAUCUGGCCAGCUCAAUGCCGCAAGGUUUUUGGUCAAUGAGAUAUUAAAAGACUAUCCACAGGCGCUCAAGGAACGACCAGAGCCAACAAAGCAGACUUUGAUCGGGGCACUGAGUACAAUGUCCUCACUCUUCAAUAGUUUGGGAUCCGCUACAAAUGUCAUUGCGGACUCUUGCCGCGAUGCACUUCUCCAGGUCUUGCAGCAUCCGAGUUACACAGUUCAGGUGACCGCUUCCGCCUGUCUGCGCUCUUUUGUGCUUGCGUGUCCACUUCAGUUACUGCCAGCAGUUACGAUCUGUAUGAACAGCGUCAACCGAGAGCUUGGUCUUCUUGCUGGACCGAGACAAUCACCCAGAAAGUGCGUUGGUCUCGCGAACGGCCUUUCUGCUGUACUCAGCACAUCUACGUCUCAACCACUCCAUGGGUCCGUGGAUGUAAAUUCGAGAGUACUCCAACAAGCCACUUCACUCCUCAAGUCGGCGAGCAACUCAGAUCUGAGGAUUGGUUCAACUCAGAUUCAAGUCGCAUGGAUCCUGAUCGGAGGCUUGAUGACUCUCGGUCCUAACUUUGUCAAGAUACAUCUUUCCCAGCUACUCCUGUUGUGGAAGAAUGCGCUUCCGAAACCCCUAAACAGAGACAAUAUGGUGCAAAGGAACUACCUAGAACUCUGCUUCCUGGCACAUGUUCGGGAGUGCGCUUUAGGCUCUAUCUUGACCUUCUUGGAGUUCAACAGCCGCAUCUUAACGCUUGACGUUACGAAAAGACUGGCAGCGAUGCUGCAAAAUACAACAAUGUUCCUGAAUACCCUACCGGCUAAGAAGACAACGGAUGAUAUGUCUCAACGUCUGUCACCCGCACUUCAACUUCACGACUUUGAUCUCAUGGUCCGGAGGAGAGUGCUUCAAUGUUACACCAAACUUGUCGAGUUGAGUCCAGCAAGUAGCCAUGAGGUCUUACUUCAGACAAACUUGUUACCUUUCGCCAUCGCAUCCUUCGCAGAGCCGGACAACUAUACCACAAGCUCAUUUAGUACGGCAAUCGCAAGUGCUGCAGGAACAUUCGAAAGCAUAUGGGAGGUGGCUGACAACCAUGGCUUCGGUGUCACUGGACUGGUGCGUGGUUUCGACAUCACACCUCUUCCUGGAGAGCAAGAUACUGGUACCCACCAUCACUGGCUCACGAGGCAUGGACCUGAGUCGAUUAUUGACCGCACGCUUCUAUCACCCAUCUGUGGUGCUCGUGAACACGAUUCAAUAUCCCUGUACAUCAGGACAUCAGACGAGAGUCAUGAGCUUCCCGACCCACCAGCGACUGAAGUCGUCAACUCGGCACUUCAGUUGUUUGCGAUUUGUCUACCACUCCAAACUGCUAGGAUCCAAGAAAGCAUUUUGGAGCAGAUGACAUCAUUCCUUUCCGCAAGUAGCCUGCAACGCGAUAUUAACAGAAAGACGGCCAUGAUGGUCAAUAUUGCAUAUGCGGUGCUAUCUGCUCUAAAGGUUGCAGUCAAGGAGACCCGCUCGGCUCCAGGAAGUCUGAAAGGACCGGCGGUCGAGAAGGUGAUGCAGGAUCUGUUGCAUCUUUUCGUUGUCCUUCCCGACCCGUUCAUCCGCAACCUUGCUAGUGAAGCUUUGGGUCGUCUGUGCAACAGCUCUGGAAACGCUCUCACCACCACUGAGGUAAACUACCUGGUCGAUCAGAUCGUCGCUAAUCGGGAACCCAAUGCUCGUUCUGGGUAUGCUGUCGCGCUUGGCUGUAUACACUCUCAGCUCGGUGGUAUGGCUGCUGGCUUUCAUCUCAAGAAUAUACUUGGAAUACUGAUGUCGCUCGGCAAUGAUCCCCAUCCGGUUGUGCACUUCUGGGCCAUCGACAGUCUAUCGAGAGUUGCUGACUCCGCCGGUCUAUCCUUCUCCAGUUAUGUCACCAGUACGCUCGGCAUGCUAGCGCAACUGUAUGCCGCCGACACACACAAUGAUGAAUCAAUGUCUCCGGCAUAUUCAAACAUUGAGAUCGACAUACCUACCCCCGCCGUAAUCGCGCGAUGCGUCGACAGCACGAUCAACGUGCUUGGGCCGGACCUGCAAGAUGUUGCAAAGGCAAGAGAUCUGAUCAUGACUCUUGUCGGCCUCUUCCAGGGCGAUGCGGAUGAGCUGAUCAUCAUCGAGAGUCUUCGUUGCCAGGAACACAUUUCGCUAUACGCGCCUGGCCAUAUGGAGUUCUCAGCCUACGUGAAACAAUUGCAACGGGCGGUUGAAAGCAGCUCGACACAAAUCCGUGACAUGGCUAUCGACGGGUUACACAACCUCAUGAGGCGCAACACGGAGGAAGUCAUACGCGCUGCCGAUCCCGGUCUGGAAGAUCAGCUGUGGCAUGUUCUCGAUCGUGACUCUGAGCAUGAAGUGGUGCGCAAUAUCAUCCGCAACUGGCUGCAUCAGACUGGCUUAUCGGACACCGCGACAUGGGUGCAGCGAUGCCACUCAGUCCUCACAAAAACGAAGAAGGUCGAGACACAGGACAAGAUCGAAUCGAAGCCAAAAGCAGGAGCGACUGAUUUGCAGGACGAGGAAGUCGCGGGCUUUGCAUCAGCGUCUAAUGCGCCUGGGGCUGAGGCUGGAGAUGGCGCUCAAGUCAGUCAGGAACUACUCAAAUGGCAAGUGCGAACAUUCGGUAUGGAUUGCUUGAGCGAGCUCGUUGCGAUGGUGAGCAAAGAGGCCACAUUCAGAGAGGAGUCACCCUGUGUCAUGGCCUUGCAGCAGAGGGUUGCUGAUGUUGUGCGCAUCGCUUUCUCUGCAUCGACCGCCGGUGUAGUACAACUGAGGAUUCGCGGCUUGAAGAUUAUCGACCAAGUGCUCAAGCUGUUCGGCAAAACACCCGAUCCCGACUUCGCCGAAGUCACUUUGCUCGAGCAGUACCAAGCUCAAAUUGGUUCAGCUCUUACCCCAGCGUUUGCAGCAGACUCAUCGCCCGAGCUCGCCGCUGAAGCUGUCAACGUAUGCGCCACUUUCAUUGCUACCGGAAUCGUUACAGACGUAGAUCGAAUGGGUCGUAUCCUCAAGUUGCUCGUCUCAGCGCUUGAGAACUUCUCCAGCGAAUCCGAAACCGCAGCAAUCGGCGAUCUCAAGGGACUCAGCUCGAACGCUCAAGUCAUGGUCAAAAUGGCAGUCUUCUCAGCAUGGGCAGAACUGCAGAUUGCGAGUGCCGAGCAAAGCUACUUGGUGGAUGUAUUGAAGCCGCACAUCGCAAAAUUGACUCCUCUUUGGCUAGCGUCGCUUCGAGAGUAUGCCCGCCUGAGGUUCGAGCCCGACAUAUCCUCUUCCAUGGGCUCUGCCUCUCUAUCUGGAAGUCUGGACACAAUCUAUGCUGCGCUCAACCGCGAGACGCUUCUGAAGUUCUACCAAGAUACCUGGCUCAACCUUGUAGAUGCAAUUGCCAGCCUCAUCGACGAAGACAGCGAAUUUGUCUUUGACGCUCUAGACGGCAAGACUGAAUUGUCAGAAUCCACCCCUAAUGGGAAGUCUGAUCACAUCAACUACCGCGAUGAGCCUGUUGCUUUCUUCUUUGUUCUGUUCGGUCUCGCAUUCGAAGCAUUAGCAGGCCGCCCAGGUGAUCUGCAAGCAUCCAAAGAGCAAAUUCUGGAGAUAUUGCAGGCACUGAAGAAGAUUCUGCGCCCUUCAGUAUCCGGCCAUGCGAUAUACCGAGAGGUUGUAUUCUCUGAAACAAUGGACAUGCUAGACAGGCUCGUGCUCACUGAAGGCUUGACGGUUCAAACAGUCAUCGUCGAGAUCACACGAAACCUAUGUCUUGGCCAUCCAUCUGCACGCAGAGACCAAGGAACUACCGCCGCGGAUGAGCAUCUUUCCGAAGAUAUUGAUCAGCUAUUCGAAUUGACCAAGAUCAUGGUGCUAGUCCUGUCCGGACUCGUGCCUGGGCUGGAAGACAGCAAAGCUAAGGCGCGCCACGAGAUGAAUGAAGAGGCGGUCGCUCUACUGACGACGGCACUCUCCGCGCUCGUAGAUGCCGCGCAAGUCUUCCCAUCGAUCAUCAAGGCUGACCUCCACGCUUGUAUCCUUCACAUUUUCGCGACUAUACUAAGCACUGGGGCAUGCCAAACCACAGUCAUUCCUCAAGCACUUCCAAUUUUCAAGCGCUUCAUCACCAGUCUCGCACCGCAUGCCGAAGGAACGGAUGACACAAGCAAGCAACUCCGCGCAACUCUUUCGCGCUUCCUCGCAAUUCUCAGAUACGCGCAGCAGCGUGAGUUUGACGCUGCUCUUGCAUGUGAGAAGAACACUGUUCUUGCGACUACCAUCUUACUGAGCUCCGCCGCUUCUGCGUUCUCACCUGAUGAUCCGCUCGUCAAGCGCUUCAUCGACGACCUAUUCGAUUGUCUCGGCACGGUAACAACGAGCAAGGUAGCAGCAGGCUGCUGUCGCUCACUGCUGCUUCUACCCAAGAAAGGCGCUCUUGAGACGAGCCUUGCCAAACUCAUCCUUCCCCCAACACUCGCCUUCUUGGCGACGCCCUCUGAUGUAGAGGGUCUUGACGAUUCUCGCACAACGCUCGCACAGACUCUUGUCACAUUCAUCUCCACAUUACCACAAUCAUCACAGCGCCAGACUGCGACCAAGAUCAUCAUACCUGCGCUGUUGGCACGGGCGCAGAAGGAGCCCAAGGCCAGCCAAGAGAUUGCGGCGCGCUUACUCGAGAUCGCUAGUGCGGAUCAGCAGGCGUUUAGGGGCGUGGUGACUGGGCUGAACGCCGACCAGAGGAGUUUUAUGGAGGGAGUGCUCAAGAGUGGGCAAGGGCCGAGAAGGCAGGAGGUUAGUAGGGAGGAUGACGGCAUGCCAAAGAUCGCGCUCAAGAUGGACUUUGGCUCAUAA